AACCGUUCCUACAAAAUUAAAUACUUGGUUAAUUCAGAAUCAAGAAGAGUAAUUGAGGUUAAGGUAAGAGAUAAUAGUAGAUGCAACAAUGGUGUAUGCAAAGGUAUUUCGUAGAUAUUUCUUCAAUUUACUUAUGACUAUCAAUAAAAUUAUCACAAACGUAACAAAGUUAAACCUACCACCUAUAUUUGUCCCAAUAGCUCAUUUCUUACUCUCCUUGUACUACAAAUAUUGUGGUCUCUCUCCAUGCACCGUUGAUUUGGAUGAUCAAACUACCAUGCAUUUUUGGAUCUCUAACCAUAAGCGCCAUGGUCGACCUAACCUAGUCCUCAUCCAUGGUUGUGGUGGAGAUGCGCGCUGGCAAUUCCUCCCCCAGAUAGGAUCACUAUCGAAAUCAUUCAACAUAUACAUGCCAGAUUUACUAUUCUUUGGAGAAUCAUACACCAAAAACAAAGACCGUACGCCUCGUUAUCAAGCCAAGUGUAUAAUGGAAGGGCUAAAGAAGGGAUUUGGUGUUAAGAAGUGCACAGUUUACUCAAUCAGCUAUGGAGGGUGGGUAGGCUAUUCAAUGGCUGAGAUGUACCCUUGUGUAGUGGAGAUGAACGUGAUCGUUAGCUGCGGUGUAGGAACAACCGUAGAUCAGAAGCAGGAUCAGUUAAUUAGGGUAGGGAAGCAACUAGAGGAGGUGCUUGAAGUGGUUGUACCAAAGGAUCCUGAUGCUAUUAGAUUGUUGGUACAAAAAGCUGUUUACAAGUAUGAUCUUACAAAAUGGGCUCCUAAUUUUAUACUUUGGGAGUUUAUCAAGACAAUUGAGAAUAAGAACAGGAAGGAAAAAGAAGAGCUUAUGAAAUGUGUAAUGUUUGAAGAUGCAGAUUCCAAGAUUUCUGCUUUGUCACAGGAAACACUUCUAGUAUGGGGCGAUCAGGACUAUUUCUUCCCAAAAGAGAUAGGCCAUCAACUUCAAAGGAAAUUGGGGCCUAAAUCAAGGUUAAUGAUAAUUAAGGAGACCGGGCAUGCAAUAAACAUUGAUUCACCCAAGGAGCUUAAUGAGUUGAUCAAAUCAUUUGUAUUUGGUCAACUAGAUAGAUAGCAAAAAUCACUUCAAAUGUAACUAUUCAGCAAGUUAUGUGUUUGGACUUUGGCUGAUCAAAUUAUUACCCCUUUCUCAGUUUUCUUUUAUUUAUAUAAUUCGAAAAUAAAACGAAAAAUCAAGAGAUGCUCCAAUAAUUAGAGUAUUAGACACAUUAUUCUCGUAAUUGAGAGACUCA
Molecule: messenger RNA, 1268 nt
Organism: Spinacia oleracea (spinach)
Lineage: Eukaryota; Viridiplantae; Streptophyta; Magnoliopsida; Caryophyllales; Amaranthaceae
Exons: 5
Coding region: 89-1090 (333 amino acids)
Source: RefSeq, a predicted model, not a curated record